Molecule: messenger RNA, 3513 nt
Organism: Corythoichthys intestinalis (scribbled pipefish)
Lineage: Eukaryota; Metazoa; Chordata; Actinopteri; Syngnathiformes; Syngnathidae
Exons: 14
Coding region: 643-2265 (540 amino acids)
Source: RefSeq, a predicted model, not a curated record
AGGGAGUUGAAAGUCCGUGUUGCCCAAUGACAGCCCCAAAACAUCACUUUGACAAAACAUCACAAAGAAGAUCUGCAUGGAGAAAUGAGCCAAAAUACCAGCAACAGUGUGUGAAAAGAUUGUGAAGAGUUACAGAAAACGUCUGGCCUCCAUUAGUGCCAACAAAGGAUACAUAACAAAUUAUUGAGAUGAACUUUUGGUAUUGACCAAAUACUUAUUUUCCACCAUGAUUUGCAAAUAAAUUCUUUAAAAAUCAAACAAUGUGAUUUUCUGGGUAUUUUUUCCACAUUCUGUCUCUCAUGGUUGAGGUUUACCCAUGUUGCCAAUUACAGUCCUCUCUAAUAUUUUCAUUUGGGAGAACUUGCACAAUUAGUGGUUGACUAAAUACUUAUCUGCCCCACUGUACUAGAUAGAGAAUCAAAAUAAGGGGAAGUAUUCAGUCUUCCUCAAACCCCUGACAACUCGACACGUCUCAACACAUUUCUUAGUCACUUCCAAGAUAAAAUCUCAUCUAGAAACAUCGUCGGACCUUUUCAAAACCGCGUUUGCAUGACAACAGGUGCAAAACGUUGAUAAACAGUUCAGAUCUGGUGAGUACUUUUCCAAGGAAAGUGAAAGUUAGCCAAGGAGAAAAACGGAAUCAUGGAGAUGAAGAAGGUCGGUCCAAAGAAAACACAAUUUGAAGAUGAAAAGUCAGGCAAGGAACCUAUGUUGGAGGCCGAAGGUGAAGGCAAUCCGUACGCAAUGGCAGGUCGCAGCCCACAUGACAAAGAAGAAGAAGAAGCUGGACGAAGUGACUACAUCGGACUGCAAAAGCCAGCUGAGGAUAUCUAUUCAAACAUUUCGGACAUAGGUAAAAAGGCCCAAGGUGCCGCAAGGCCAUACAAACUUGCAUGCUUGAUCUUAAGCGUGCUUUGCUUGGCGCUGCUGGUGGCCGUCAUUGUCCUGAUUCUGAAAUCAAAAUCCGCAUCCAUGGUUUGUCCCAUGCAGCGAAUCAACUUGCCUCCAGAGACAUGCGACAUGGACCAGUGCAAGGCUUUGACACCUCAAGAUAACCAACGAUGUCGCUGCUGCUACAAGUGCCCUUCAGGAUGGGUGAGACUGAACCAUUCGUGUUUCUUCUUUUCCACGUUCACCCUGAGCUGGCCCGAAAGCAAGAUAAACUGUUUACAGCAAGGUGGCUUUUUGGCCGUGAUCAAAAGUGAACAAGAUCAGACCUCUCUGACUUACAAUGGGAACGGCUUUAAAUACUGGAUUGGUAUUGGACGCCAAGAGAACAAAUGGAAAUUCAGCGACGGCACCUUACUAGAACAGGGGAAUAAAACUUACUGGAGAAAUGCAAAUAAAGCGGGAGAUUGUGUUUUUCUGAAAAGCAGCGAUCCCGCUAACAGCAACUGGAUGACGUCAAAUUGCAACUUCUACACCUAUUUCAUCUCCAAGGAGAAAAACGAAAUCACGGAGAUGAAGAAGGUCGAUUCAAAGAAAACACAAUUUAAAGAUGAAAAGGCAGGCGAGGAACCUAUGUUGGAGGCCAAAGGUGAAGGCAAUCCAUACGCAAUGGCAGAUCGCGGCACACAUGACAAAGAAGAAGAAGAAGCUGGACGAAGUCACUACAUCGGACUGCAAAAGCCAGCUGAGGAUAUCUAUUCAAACAUUUCGGACAUAGGUAAAAAGGCCCAAGGUACCGCAAGGCCAUACAAACUUGCAUGCUUGAUCUUAAGCGUGCUUUGCUUGGCGCUGCUGGUGGCCGUCAUUGCCCUGAUUCUGAAUUCAAAAUCCGCAUCCAUGGUUUGUCCCAUGAACCGAAUCAGCUUGCCUCCAGAGACAUGCGACAUGGAGCAGUGCAAGGCUUUGACACCUCAAGAUAACAAACGAUGUAGCUGCUGCUCCAAGUGCCCUUCAGGAUGGGUGAGACUGAACCAUUCCUGUUUCUUCUUUUCCACGUUCACCCUGAGCUGGCCCGAAAGCAAGAUAAACUGUUCACACCAAGGUGGCUUUUUGGCCGUGAUCAAAAGUGACCAGGAUCAGAACUUUCUGACUCAAAGUGGGAACAGCUUUAAAUACUGGAUUGGUAUUGGACGCCAAGGGAACCAAUGGAAGUUCAGCGACGGCACCUUCCUACAACAGGGGAAUAAAACUUACUGGAGCAAUGCAAAUAAGGCGGGAGAUUGUGUUUUUCUGGAAAGCAGGAAUCCCGCUAACAGCAACUGGAUGACGUCAGAUUGCGACCUCUACACCUAUUUCAUCUGUCAGAAGCAGAUCUGAAGCGCUCUUCAUCAGUACAAACCAAACGAUAAAUGCUUUGCAAGUUGUGUUACGUAGCACUGUAUAUCAUCUCUAGCUAUUUGUGUGAUUAUAUAUGGCGGAAAACACUCAGGUGACUUGAAGUUCCGCUCUGAGACCCACAAUUUCAAAAUUGUCUGAUAUGCAUGUGUGAUACAUCAUUGGAAAGCUUAAAAUCUCAAUUUUCUGGGGGAAGAAAAAUUUUGAACAGGAGGGCAUUUAAAAAACAAAAUUUUUUAAAAAAUUCAAAUCCUUUCGGGAGGUGAGAGCAGAAUUACAGACGCCAUGACUUUAACGAGAUAUUAUCGCAAACUUACCUUGCUUUGAUCCAAAAACUCCAUGUCACAUGGAUCACUGAGGGUCAAGACACAGCUGUGAAUGGCCACAGCUGGAUUUUUGGGGGAUUUUAUGGGUGAAACAUGGUAAUAUAACAAGGGUCGCGAUGCAGAAAUGGCAGACAUCAAGGAGUGUUCGAAAUUUUCCUUUUUAUAUAGUUACCCUUUUAAAUGUUUUUUUUUUUUCUAUUUUUCUUUGUUUGGAUUGAUUAUUUAUCAUCUAACAUAUCAGGGGAAAUGCGACAGUAACAAAAAAAUACAAUUAAGCGAUAGUUAUGAGGUAGAUAUCCGUGACUUUUUUACAGACGCCAUUUUUUUCCAUUGUUGCGUAAUUUGUUUAAAAGUUUAACAUAUGCGAGUGAAUAAUUUUUUAAAGUUUUUUUUUUUUUUUUUUUAAACAAAAUAUUAGACAUCAAUUAAUGAUUCUAAGCCAAAAAUGACAGACAUUUUGAAUAAUAAAUAAUAAUUACUUACCUUGUUUUCAUGGCUGGGUUGAAACAAAAACAGUUGCGCGACGUCUGGAAAUAGGGGUUUCCAGGGUAAAGCAGGCAAAUUAAAAAUAGUUCGGGGGCUUAAUACGCCAUGAAUCUGCUAUGGCAGCAUAUAGACAUAUUGUUCUAUCAAACACAACAACUGUUUUGGCUUAAAAUACAGCAAAUUCUUUUAAAGAGGAGUGCAAGAGCAGAAACUGCUUUUUCAGUCUUGUCUAUGGUGGAAAACACUCAGGUGACUUGAAGUUCCGCUCUGAGACCCCCAAUUUCGCCAACUUUCAAAAUUGUCCGACAUGCAUGUUUGAUACAUCAUUGGAAAGCUUAAAAUCUCAAUUUUCUGGGGAAAGACAAUUUUUGUGAACAGGCGGGCAUUUAAAAAAAAAAAAAAAAAAAAAAAAAUUAAA